GCUCCGCUUUGAAGCGCUCGGCGGCGUCCGCCAGACCCGGGCGAUCCGUGAAAGGCGAGACACGAAUUUCGAAGCCUGGCAGCCACCUGCGCUCCGAAGGCACCAUCAAGCGGUUACAGCUCUACAACUCCAAGCCGGAUCUCAAAAGAAGGAAAGAGCAGGCGCUUUUGCCUGUGCGCAUCCAGCCGGACCGGCGCUGGUUCGGCAACACGCGCGUCAUCGCCCAAGACAAGAUGCAGCACUUCCGGGAGACGAUUGCGAAGGGUGUGGAAGAUCCGUAUUCCGUGGUCCUCAAGAGUUCCAAGCUCCCCAUGUCCCUCCUCCGGGAGACCCAGGAGAAGGCCUCGCGCAUGGACCUUCUUUCCGUUUCCCCCUUCCAGGAGGUCUUCAGCAGGAAGCACCAGCAGAAGCGUGCGAAAAUCGGAGCCACAGACCUGGAAGGGCUUCUGGAGGCUGCCGAGAAACGGGCGGAAGGCUACAACAAAGAAGGCAGCAACCGCGACCACCGCGCCCUCGUCGAUGCUGAUGGACACCAGAAGGAGGAGGAAGAGGCUGGUGGCCACUUUGGCGAGGAAAUUUUCAACAAGGGCACCUCGAGAAGAAUCUGGGCCGAGCUCUACAAGGUCGUCGAUGCUGCCGACGUCCUUUGCUUCGUCCUCGAUGCCCGGGAUCCCAUGGGCACGCGCUGCAAGCAACUGGAGAGAGAGCUUCGGAGGAGCCGACAGCACAAGCACAUUGUCCUCCUCAUCAACAAAGUGGAUCUCGUGCCCACGUGGGUGACGCGCCGAUGGGUACAGCAACUCACGAGAGAUUUUCCCACAUUGGCUUUCCAUGCGUCCAUCACGAAUCCCUUUGGCAAGAAUGCCCUUCUGAAUCUGCUGCGACAGUUCGGCAACCUCUUGAAGGAGAAGAAACAUGUGACCGUCGGAAUGAUUGGCUACCCGAAUGUAGGCAAAUCUUCCGUCAUCAACACCCUCAAGAGGAAGAAGGUGUGCAAGUCCGCCCCAGUGCCCGGCGAAACCCGGGUGUGGCAGUACAUCGCCCUCACGAAGCGAAUCUAUCUGCUGGACUGUCCGGGCAUCGUCCCACCCACUGCGAGCGACUUCGCCCAGGACUGCGCCAAGGUCUUGAAGGGUGUCGUGCGAGCAGAGCGUCUCAAGACACCUUCGGACUACAUCCACGAGGUGCUGGAGCGCGUGAAGAAGCCCUACUUGCUUCAGCGAUACCGCCUACCAGCGGAGACCACCUGGCGUGACAGCGAGGAGUUCCUGAGCAUCUUGGGGAAGAAGAUGGGGAAGCUCGUGAAGGGCGGCGAAGCAGACAUUGACACGGCGGCUCGCAUCGUUUUGUACGACUGGCAGCGCGGCCGAAUCCCCUACUUCACAGCACCCCCCAACGAGAACGAGAACGAGGAAGCAGAGGCCGACACCGAGGCCUCAGCUGCAGCUGCAGCUGCAGGAGAGCCGAAGGAGUCCCUGCAGUCCCUGGCGGCUUUGAAAGAAAUCCCAAAGGCGCACGCUUUCGAUGAGGAGGACCGUGGAGGGGAGCCUGCAGAGCCGUCGGCAACUACUGAGGCCUGGCCGUGUUGUCGCCCUGAACGGAGCUGGUAG
This is a messenger RNA of Symbiodinium sp. CCMP2456, 1610 nucleotides long. Lineage: Eukaryota; Dinophyceae; Suessiales; Symbiodiniaceae. The record is from the annotation of a GenBank genome assembly.